Molecule: messenger RNA, 1242 nt
Organism: Stylonychia lemnae
Lineage: Eukaryota; Ciliophora; Spirotrichea; Sporadotrichida; Oxytrichidae
Source: the annotation of a GenBank genome assembly
AUGGAAACCCAAGUCAAUUAAGAUAUAUCUAAGCUUGGAUUUUGUGAUCUGCACAACAUCGAUCUUUCUCCAUAUCAUCAGGUAUCUAGUAUUUUUGCUCCUAAUAUAUUUGACUAGAUGUUUAUAGAUGCAGUUAAUUUGGUUAUUGACACUAAGAAAAGAGGGGCUCACCAUGUUGACAUCAGAGAUAUUUUACAUGAUAGACUGCCUCACCCUGGGCUAGUAUUUAUUGUCACUCACGAUUUGCUCGUCAAAGGAACGCUCUUUAUAAAUUAAUAGGCUAACAGAUAAGUAUCAUACAAUUCAGGAAAGUACCUAAAUAAGCUUUCCAGCCCUAAAGAAUCACUUCAAGAUGAAGAUUAAUGGAUGAUUGAAACUCCUCCUAUGUUUUUAGAUGGUCAUCCAUUAAAUAACAGAAUAUUACUAGCGACUUUUCCUAGAACAGGAAAUUCGUUUUUGAGAUAAUAUCUUGAAAACAUAACAAAUAUAGUGACUGGUACAGAUAUGGACUUUGCAGUUAAUUAUGAAUUAGGGUUAAAUGGCUUCAAAGGAAACCGUAUAGUUGCCACAAUCAGAAAUCCACUUGACACAUUGGUCUCAAGAUAUGAAUUAGUUUGCACCCAUCUUCAAUCUUAUAAACUCUCAGACUAAUAUUACGAAUAGAAUAGAGAUCAAUUCCAAGCUUUCGUUUAAUCUUCUAUGGCUGCUUAGCAGUAACACGCUCUUUAACUAAUAGAAGAGUGCAAAGCUGAAGGCAUUCCUCUCCAUUUUAUAAGAUAUGAAGAUUUACUAUACAAACCAAAAGAGACUCUUGAAGAUCUCUUUAAAUUUAUGAUGGGUUGUGAGAAUAUUGAAGGUUCCUUAGUUCAGUAAUUGAUAGAAAAAGCAGUUUAUACAAUGAAUAAAGGAAAAACAAUUUACAAAGUGCAAAACACAGGAAUCAAUAAGCAUAGAUCUAAAUAUAAUCAAGAGAUGAUUAAUUAGGUAGCCAGUGAACUCCAUUGGUUUAAUCAUUUCUUUGGCUACACAUAAAUGGAUGGGAAUGAUGAGAAUAGUUUUGAUGUUUUCUAAUAUGAUGAAGAAACGAAGAAUUAAGAAAUUUAUUUACAAUAUCUUAAUCACAAUAAGUAAGCGAUGAAACAAUCGCUCAAUGGGCAUCUUGAAAAUUGGUUUACGACAUAUAAGCCUGGAAAAAUACUGGAAAAUCAUGCUGGAUUCCAAGGUGUCAUUAACUUGCCGUGA